AUGGAUCACGAGGAAAAUUCAGCGGCUGAAAACGCCGAUCGACGGAGCGAUUUGGUCGACAAGAUGGUUGCCGCCGCGCACGACGAGGCCGGAGAGGUAGACGACACAGAGCAACCUAACGACCUCGCCGGCAUGACUGAAGAGGAUGCUCUCAAGAACCUGACCGGCACCGUCCGCGACCAGGACGAGCUGGAGCGCGACAUUACGCUCCAGGCCAACGCGGCUAUCAUGGAGCAAGAGGACAAAAAGGACCAGGCGCGCAUCCAAAAACUCGAGGCCUCGCGCCAGCGUCUGAAGCUGCAGCUCGACAAGGAGAAGAAGCGACUCGACCGCGCGACCACAAACCCCUAUCAGGCUGCCAACAUUCGCAAAGAGGUGGCCAAGAUUGAGCAAGAGAUCCUGCACAUUAGCAGUGACAUUUCGGAUUUUCAGACGCGCAUGAAGAAACGUCACGAGCAAGACCCCCUCGAAGUUCCGACCACUGCAAAGUCGGCCAGGUUACCGGGAGAGAGCCACCGCGACUACCUCAUCCGAACUGGCAAAAUUACACCCUUUGCACGUGUGGGAGGACCGAGGCCUGCUGGAGUCGAAGGUCGAUUAGCGGAUGCCAUUCUCGAUGCUGAAGAAGAAGCGGCUGCAGAGCAACUCGGCGGCCCGGACGAGGAGCCCGCGUCGCAUCAGCUGCUGCGACGGCCUGGCUUCGAAGACGAAGCACCAACGACGACAAGCACCACGCCAGCGGCCAGCAGCGCCGUUGAAUCUGAGUUCUCGCUUCGACCUCGCAAGCGGCAACGGCGUGAGAGAGCCCGUAGUCCUUCUCAAGACUAUGAGCCAGGAGUCUCGGCCGCCGAGGAAUCUGGAGACUCGACAGUCUGGCAGCAGGGAACAGAGGAAGAUUUGGUUCGAGAGGAACGACGCAAGAAUAAAGUGAAGGCUGCUGUCAAGGCGCAGGAGCAGAUUGACUUGACAAAGAUUGACGAUGGCAAUGAGAAGCUGUACCAGCGUCGUCUAAAAGACUGGAUAUCGCGACGCAGCCGCGCCCGGCGUUCAAGAAGACAGGCACAAGAGUCUACAGAGGCUGAGGCGGAGAGCGACGCAGAGGCAGAUGAAUCGACAAAGCCAUCACCUGACCACCCAGACUGGUCCAUCGACGAAACCCUCAAGCUCCCUGGAGAUAUUCAUCCAUCGUUGUUUGGCUAUCAAAAGACUGGCGUGCAAUGGCUCGCAGAGUUGUACAAGCAGCGCGUGGGUGGUAUCGUCGGUGACGAAAUGGGCCUAGGGAAAACUGUUCAGCUGAUUGCAUUUCUCGCUGCCCUGCACAGCAGCAAGAAGCUAAAGCGUCCAGUCAUUGUCGUUGCUCCCGCUACGCUUCUUCGACAAUGGGUCAGCGAGUUUCACCGAUGGUGGCCCCCUUUGCGUGUUUCGAUCCUGCAUUCGUCCGGCAGUGGCAUGCUAAACCCAACUGCCGAAGACGACUAUGAUUUGGACCACUUUCGCCCCGUGGCUGGCAAGUCUGUAAAGGCGGCACGGCGCAUCAUUCGCGCCGUUGUCGACAAGGGCCACGUGCUUGUCACUACUUACACUGGACUUCAGACGUAUGCCGAAGAACUACUAAGGGUUGAGUGGGAGUAUGCCGUCUUAGAUGAAGGCCACAAGAUUCGAAAUCCGAAUGCCGAAAUCACUGUCACCUGCAAGGAACUCAACACCCCGAAUCGUGUGAUUCUCUCUGGAACUCCGGUGCAGAACAAUUUGACCGAGCUCUGGUCACUGUUCGACUUUAUUUAUCCCAUGCGACUAGGCACUCUCGUCAACUUUAGGACUCAAUUUGAAAUUCCAAUCCGACAAGGAGGCUAUGCCAAUGCUUCGAAUCUUCAAGUCAUGACGGCUGAAAAGUGUGCAGAAGCGCUGAAAGAAACGAUUAGCGAGUACCUUUUGCAGCGCCUGAAGGUUGACGUUGCCGCAGACUUGCCAGAAAAGACGGAACAGGUUUUGUUUUGCAAGCUGACUGACGGCCAGCGCAAAGCAUACGAGACAUUUCUUGGUUCCGAUGAGGUCUCUGCCAUUCUGAAUCGAAGACGGCAGUCUCUCUACGGAAUUGAUAUUUUGCGGAAAAUCUGCAACCACCCUGACUUGCUGGACAAGAAGCUGUCUGAAAAGGCUGGCUAUGACUAUGGUAGCCCCAGGUUGUCGACAAAACUGCAACUUACCAAGGAUCUCCUACAAAACGUCAUGAUCCCCAAUGGACACAAGAUGCUACUUUUCUCUCAGGGCAAACUAAUGCUGAAUAUCAUUGAAAAAUGCAUGAGAGAUUGCGGCAUAUCGUAUCUGCGUAUGGAUGGAGAGACGCCGGUGGACCAGCGCCAGCCAAUGAUUGAUCGCUUCAACAACGACCCGGACGUGCACGUCUUCCUCAUGACUACACGCACCGGUGGUCUGGGAACCAACCUCACAGGUGCUGAUCGCAUAAUUAUAUUUGAUCCAGAUUGGAAUCCUUCAACCGACUUGCAGGCACGAGAAAGAGCUUGGCGACUCGGCCAGAACAAACCUGUCAAGAUAUACAGACUCAUGACGGAAGGUACAAUUGAAGAAAAGAUCUACCAUCGACAAAUCUUUAAGCAGUUCAUGACGAACAAAGUACUGAAAGAUCCAAAACAACGCAGCUCGUACGACUUGUCUGACUUGUACGAUCUUUUCACGUACAAUUCUGGCGGAAAUGCGGCUGCUCAACGAAGCGAAGUUUUCAGGGGUGCCGAGGUGGACAUAACAAAUGGUGAGGGUAGCACAAAGGAUGAUAAUACCGCUUUCGAUUACGAGCAACAAGAGUUGAAGCAAAUGGAUCUGGUCGCGGCCAUGGAAGAGUUCAAAGAAGAUAAGGCUGCGCAGGAUGAGCGCCGCAUGCUUGAUGGCAUCUUUGCUCGCUCUGUCAACAGCGCGUACGAUCACGAGCAGAUUGUCAACGGGCCUUCCAAAGCCAAGGCCGACAUUGCCGUUCUCCGACACGAGGCCAAUCAAGUAGCGAAGCAAGCCGCUGCGCAUCUCCGACGCGCUGGUCAGGAAGCCCGCAGUGUGCCAAUCGGGACAGUAACGUGGACGGGCGAAGUUGGCCAAGGCGGUCGACCUGGAGGCAAUCGUCGCCGCGCAGGGCCUAGCUCUGCCGGAAUUCUCAGCAACCUGGCUGAUCGACAGGGCCUUGACGACGGUGCUGGAAGCGGCAGCUCUCGCGGUGGCACACCCGGCGUCGACAAGAACCUCAAGGCAAAGGAUUUCAUGCUCAUGAUUAAGCAGUACAUUAAUCGGCACGGGGGCAAGGUGCCGAGCAAGAUGCUGGUUGACCAUUUUAAUCCAUUCUGUCCGGGAAAGAAACAGAGCGACGAGUUCAAGACGGCGCUCGACACGAUGGCGAUGCUGAGCAAAACAGGUGGUGCUGGCAGAGGCAUGUGGUCUUUGAAGCCCGAAUUCAAAUGA
Molecule: messenger RNA, 3465 nt
Organism: Beauveria bassiana ARSEF 2860
Lineage: Eukaryota; Fungi; Ascomycota; Sordariomycetes; Hypocreales; Cordycipitaceae
Product: transcription-coupled repair protein CSB/RAD26
Exons: 1
Coding region: 1-3465 (1154 amino acids)
Biological process (GO): transcription-coupled nucleotide-excision repair
Cellular component (GO): nucleus
Molecular function (GO): ATP-dependent chromatin remodeler activity; ATP binding
Source: RefSeq, a predicted model, not a curated record